GUAGGAAGAAGCUCCGGGAAAGAUGGCGGCAGCUGCGGUUUGAAUUCCAGCGGCGCCGCCGGAGUCAGAACAAGAGCUGAGUUGGAGGGGGCGGGGACCUGACGCGGCUGUGGGGGGCCCCCGUGGCGCCAUCGCUGCUCAGACACCGAAGCUACCACUCCCUCUGAGUCUAUGAUGGACUCGGUGUUGGAAGAAGACGUCACCCUCCCCAGGACUCUCAGUGGCUGCAGUGGCCUUGUUCCCAGGGUACCAGAUGACCUGGAUGGCAUCAACCUCAGUGCUGGCUUGGGAAGUAGUGUCCUCCCAAAUGUGUCAGAAGAAAUGGUGUCUCCCACAAGAGCACGGAACAUGAAGGACUUUGAAAAUCAAAUCACCGAAUUGAAGAAAGAAAACUUUAACCUAAAGCUCCGCAUCUAUUUCCUUGAGGAGAGAAUGCAGCAGGAAUUUGAUGGCCCUACUGAACACAUCUACAAAACCAACAUUGAGCUCAAGGUGGAAGUAGAAAGUCUGAAGCGGGAGCUCCAGGAGAGAGAGCAGCUGCUCAUCAAAGCCUCCAAAGCAGUGGAGACCUUAGCUGAGGGGGGCGGCUCUGAAGUGCAGCGGGUGAAGGAAGAUGCGCGGAGGCAGGUGCAGCAGGUGGAAGAGGCCCUGAGCGCCAAGAUACUCCUUUUAGAAGAGGAUGUGAAAGCCGCCCAAGCAGAACUGGAAAAGGCCUUUGCAGGGACAGAAAUGGAGAAGGCUCUGCGGCUGAGCUUGGAAAGCAAGCUCUCAGAGAUGAAGAAGAUCCGCGAGGGGGACUUGGAGAUGGUGCUGGUCCUGGAGGAGAAAGACAGACUGAUUGAGGAGUUGAAGCUGUCUUUGAAGAGCAAAGAAGCUUUAAUUCAGAGCCUUAAAGAGGAGAAAUCUCAGCUGGCAUCUCCUGAUGAGAAUGUGUCAUCUGGAGAGCUCCGAGGACUUUCUGCUGCUCUAAGGGAAGAACACGAGAGAGAAAUGGAGGCUGCUCAAGUGGAGCGUCAGAAGGAGAGAGAUCGCUUUGAGGAGAGGAUCCAGGCACUUCAGGAGGACCUGCAAGAGAAGGAAAGAGAAAUUGCCAUCGAGAAGAAAAAUAGUUUAAAGAGGGAUAAAGCCAUUCAGGGUUUAACCAUGGCAUUAAAAUCAAAGGACAGAGAGGUUGAAGAACUUAUCUCUGAGAUCGAAGAGCUCAGCGCUGCUUUUGUUGAAGCCCGAGAGGCUGCGCAGAGGGAGGAGUUCCAGAGGUCGGAAGACUGUAAGCCUGCUCUGUCGGAAGAGGGUCCCCUUUUGGAUGAGAUGUAUGCGGAGAACCAGAGGCUGCGUAGAAACAUUAAGAAGGUCACCCAGGAGCUGAGUGACUUGCAGCAGGAGAGAGAGAGACUGGAGAAGGACCUGAAGGAAGCCCAUCGGGAGAGGAGCAAAGGGGACUGCACCAUCCUGGACCUUAGAAAUGAAGUUGAAAAGUUACGCAAUGAAGUGAAUGAAAGAGAGAAAGCAGUGGAGAAUCGUUACAAGAGUCUUUUGAAUGAAAGCAAUAAAAAACUACACAGUCAGGAGCAAGCCAUCAAACGCCUAAUGGAAAAUGCUAAUGAAAAGGACUUGUUGCUUCAGAAAUUCAAUGAAAAUGAUUUGGCAGUAAUACAGCAGAAUUGUUAUUUAAUGACCGCAGAUGACGUCGAGUUCAAGAGCAAAGGUUUAACAGAAAAAUGCCCUUCCCAACAGCCACCAGGCAGCACAGUCAUCUCUGAGGAAAAGCAACCAUCAGACUAUGAAGAACUAAUUCAGGUCUUACAGAAAGAGCAGGACAUCUAUACCCAUCUGGUAGAAUCUCUGCAGGAAUCAGACAGUAUCAACAACCUGCAGGCUGAGUUAGACAAAAUUUUUGCCCUGCGGAAGCAACUGGAACAUGAUGUACUUUCAUAUCAGAAUUUGCAGAAAACCCUGGAGGAGCAGAUCAGUGAAAUUCGGAGGCAGGAAGAAGAACCUUUUUCAUUUUAUAGUGAUCAAACAUCUUAUCUAAGUAUUUGCCUUGAACAGCACAAUCAGUUUCAAGUGGAGCAUUUUUCUAAAGAGGAACUUAAGAAAAAGGUCAGUGACCUCAUACAGCUAGUGAAGGAACUGUAUGCAGACAACCAGCACCUGAAGAAAACCAUUUGUGAUCGUUCUUGUGUGAGUUUCCAGGGAAAUAGUGGACUCGAGGCAGCAGGACAAACCAAGCUUCUGGCUAGCAAGGAGGACGAGAACACGACCAAAAUUGGAAAGGAUGACGAGCGUGAUUUCCUGAGUGACCAGCAUUUGGAGCAGAGUAAUGAGAUUUUGGAGGAUCGUUUCAAAGGGUGCUGCAAAAACGGUUAUUUAGAGUGCACAGAUUCAAGUAUUUUAGACUACGAUGGGGCCCACAAACCUGGUUGCCCUGGAGACCAAAACCUGGAAGAAGGCGCCGUGCUCGUGAACCUGCUUGCCCCUUUCUUCAAUGAGAAGGCCACAUUGCUGCUGGAAUCCAGGCCAGACCUUCUGAAAGUGCUACGCGAGCUGCUUCUGGAACGAAUAUGCUUGGCCGAGCAGGAGGUUUCUGGAGAACACCUUGAUGGUAAAACUGAGAAGACACUGCAGCACAUAGCUGUUCAGCUGAGAGGUGAACUCGGACAGUUUGUCCAACCCAAGUCGUUUUCCAGACCACGAGAACUGAAGCCACCUUGGGAGGCCCAGCUCGUAAAGGCAGGCGAGUUGUCCAAGGUGGAGCUGAAAGAUGCCUCAGCACAGACUGAGGCUGUAGAGGACAACCUGCUUGGAUUCAGGCAUGAGGGAACGAGAGAAGCUUGGGAAGAGAAACCCACCAGGGCCAGAGUCAGUGCUGAGCACCAGCCAGGGACCUUGUGCAGGAGGCCUGGGCAACUGGCCGUUCCCCCGUGUCUCCUCAGUGGGACUGAUAGAGAUACUAAGAAGUCCCGCCUGCCAGUCCUUAUAAAACCAUCCCGGUCAUUAGGGAAUGUAUAUCACCUCCCUGCUACCCAGGACGUGGUGGCCCAGCUGCAGCGCCAGAUCUUGAAGCUACAGGGGGAGCUGAAGGAGUUUAAAAGUCAUAAUAAGCAACUUCACCAAAAGUUAAAUCUGGCAGAAGCACUGAUGGAGGGGAGGCCAGUACCCGACACAACGGUACUGAACGACUCUGAGAUUUACCCAUCCAGUGACCUUGCCAUCUUGCCAGCAUGCAAAAAGAAUCCUGAAGAUUUUCUGGGCCCGACAUUGGUAGCUACUUAUGUGAGAUCUAAGAGUCAGCCUUCCAUUAAAGCCAGUGUGGUUGGGACUGACCAAUAUGAGGACAUUGAUACCUUAAAUGAUACAGAACACUUAAAACAGAAAAUCCACAACUUGGAAACUGAGCUAGAGGGCUACCGGAAUUUCAUACUUCAGCUUCAGAAGCACUCCCAAUGCAGUGAGGCCAUUAUUACAGUUUUGUGUGGGACAGAAGGGGCCCAGGAUGGUUCGAGCAAGCCCACGGUCAAUACUGAUGAAGAAGAAAUGACCUUUUCAAGUUUGCACCAGGUGCGAUACGUGAAGCACAUGAAAAUCCUCCAUCCGCUGGCCCCCGAGAUGAUUGAUGGCAGGAUGCUGGAGAGCCUCACACAGCAGCUGCUACAACAGGAGUACGAGCUGCAGAAGGAGCAGAAUUUGAACAUGGAACUUUUCAGUGAAAUCCAUAACCUGCAGAAUAAGUUCAGAGGUCUCUCACCCUCAGGAUACAAUUCAUUAGUUCAGUCCCAAGCCAGGGAGCUCUCCCUUCAACGGCAGCAGAUUAAGGACAGCCAUGGUAUCUGUGUCAUUUACCGUCAACACAUGAAUACGAUGAUUAAGGCGUUUGAAGAGUUACUGCAGGCCAGCGACGUGGAUUACUACGUGGCCCAGGGUUUCCAGGAGCAGCUGAAUCAAUGUGCUGACCUGCUAGAGAAAUUGGAAAAGCUAUUUCUCAUCGGAAAAUCAGGUGGAGUAGAAAUGAGCACCCAGAAUGAACUGAUGGAGAGCUUAAGGAUCGAGGAAGACCGCUCAUCCUAUCAACAUAUUCUACCUGAAUCUCCCGAGCCUUCAGCCUCUCAUGCAUUGUCUGACUGUGAAAUAUCUGAAAAGUCCUUCCUCUCACGAGACCAGAAGCAAGACAGUGAGACUGAGAAGACUUCUGCUGUGGUGAACAAUUUUUCUCAAGACUUAAUAAUGGAACAUAUACAGGAAAUUCGAACUUUGAGAAAACGUUUAGAAGAAUCGAUUAAAACAAAUGAGAAGCUCCGGAAACAGCUGGAACGGCAAGGAGCUGAGGCUGGUCAAGGUCCUACAAACAUUUUUGCAUCUGGUUCAGAGCUGCAUAACUCUCUAACAUCCGAAAUUCAUUUCCUGAGAAAGCAAAACCAGGCCCUGAAUAUAAUGCUCGUUAAGGGAUCCAGAGAUAAACAGAAGGAGAAUGAAAAAUUACGGGAGUCCCUCUCCAGGAAGACUGCGAGCCUCGAGCAUCUUCAGCGGGAAUGUGCCAGUGUGAAGGAGGAAAACGAGAGGCUGCAGAAGGAAGUCAGUGGGAAGGAGAGACACAGCCAGCAGCUGCUCAAGGAGGUCUGCAGCACCCGCAAGAAGCUGAGCAGGGUGCAGGAGGAGAUGAGGUUGAGGCAGCGGCUGCUCUCCCAGAACGACAGUCUACUCCAGUCCCUGCGAGUGGAACUGAAGGUGUACGAGAAGCUGGAUGAGGAGCACAGGAGACUGAGAGAGGCCAGAGAGUCGGGAGAAGGCUGGAAGGGGCAGGAGCCUUGCAGUGACCUGCACGGCCUCCUGACCGAGAUCCAGGACCUGCGGGCACAGCUGGAAGGGAGCAUCGAGACCAACAGUGCGCUGCAGAACAGGCUGGAGGAGCAGCUGGCCAGGGGGGCAGAGGAGGCAGAGGAAGGAGCCCUUGCUCUGGCUGUCCAAGCGCUGGCCGUCCCCCAGCAGUCGCUUCAGCUAGACAUACACGAUGGUAACAAAGGUCUCAUGGCAAGUGAUAAUUCAUUUGAUCUGUUUGAUUCUGCUCAGGCAGCGACACCAAAAUCAGCUUCAGAGACCUUUCCAUUCUCUGGGAAUGACGUGGACUCCCUCUCCUGUGACAGUGGCAGCUCAGCCAGCCUCCCAGGUGUGUCUCACCUGGUCACUGACUCCCACCUGUGGGCCAGCAAGGAUGGCCACCAUGUCCUGGGCCUGAUUGAGGACUUUGAGGCUCUGUGCAUGCAGAUUGGCCAGGCCCAGAGGCUCCUUGCCCAAAUGCACAUUCAGACCCAAGAGGCUGUUGGCCCUACGAGUGAAGAGCUGGCAACAAAGGGUCCACAUUUGGUGCUGCUAAGCAAGUUUAUCACCCAAGUGAGCGAAGCCAAGCUGAUUCUGGAUGAGGCCUCCAGGCAACUGCAGCUUCUCUGGAGAGUCUCGCUUCCCACAGAUGGCCAGUGUGGCCUUCACUGCGGGCAGAUUGGAGAAUUGAAAGCAGAGAUCACCGAACUGCACAAAAAAUUGUCUGAACAAGAAAAGAAGUUGCAAAACACUGUGCAGCUUUUGCAGCUGAGCAAGCACCAGGAGAAAGUCAUCUUUGAUCAGUUGGUCGUAACCCACAAAAUCCUUCGGAAGGCCAGAGGAAACCUGGAGCUUAGGCCCGGGGGCCCCCAUCCAGGAACAUCCAGCCCCAGCCGACCAGGCUCCUGAGGAAAACUUGCAGCCAAUAAAGCUCGUGGUCCCCCAGAGCGUGCACUGCCUCUUUGUUCCAAGUGUGGUUCCUAUUUAUUGAGGAAGAAAGAGCUGUCUGGCCAAAGGAAAUCUAUUUUUCCUUUAGUGUUUUCUCUGUGAAAGUCGGCUUAAAGAAUUGUUGUCAAAAAGGUUCAGAUGCUCGGCAGUGAGGUGUUAAAAAGGCCUGUGCUCCCAGACGCUGCAUUUCAGACCUGGGGCAGGUACCAGGAGCUGAGGGGGCGUCAUGCCCUCCCCGAGAUUUGCUCAGUACUCAGCCAGCACUGCAGUUUGAAGAUUCUCAUUAAAUGAUUCAUUUCAACUUGAUAA
Molecule: messenger RNA, 6069 nt
Organism: Otolemur garnettii (small-eared galago)
Lineage: Eukaryota; Metazoa; Chordata; Mammalia; Primates; Galagidae
Gene: CDK5RAP2
Product: CDK5 regulatory subunit associated protein 2
Exons: 37
Coding region: 172-5721 (1849 amino acids)
Biological process (GO): regulation of mitotic cell cycle spindle assembly checkpoint; negative regulation of centriole replication; positive regulation of microtubule polymerization
Cellular component (GO): mitotic spindle pole; microtubule plus-end; pericentriolar material
Molecular function (GO): calmodulin binding; microtubule binding; gamma-tubulin binding
Source: RefSeq, a predicted model, not a curated record